This is a messenger RNA of Pyrus x bretschneideri (Chinese white pear), 1691 nucleotides long. RefSeq names its product OVARIAN TUMOR DOMAIN-containing deubiquitinating enzyme 2-like. Gene Ontology annotation, molecular function: cysteine-type deubiquitinase activity. Bases 842 to 1069 code for a protein of 75 amino acids. The record is from RefSeq and is a predicted model, not a curated record. The transcript has 4 exons. Gene Ontology annotation, cellular component: cytosol; nucleus. NCBI's taxonomy places the organism in Eukaryota, Viridiplantae, Streptophyta, Magnoliopsida, Rosales, Rosaceae. Gene Ontology annotation, biological process: protein deubiquitination; endoplasmic reticulum unfolded protein response.
CUGUUUUUGUCUCCUCCAAUUUCUUUACUGCAAAGCUACUCUUGGUACCAUUACUAGAUCUGGAAAUUUCUUUCUUUUUUUCUUUUCCAUUUAUUUAUCAAGUUCCUAUCAUUUCUACUUUUGGGUUUGUUGAUUUCAAGCUGGAUUUGUUAUAUCACUUUGUUUCAGAAUCUGAAGGUUGGUCUCCUUUCUGGAAUUAUAUUCUGAUUUAUUGGAAGAAUACAUACGUAUAGAUAUAUAUAUUUUUUAUUUUUUCAUGUAACUGGGUAAUUUUGUGUGUAGGCUUUGGAGAUAAUUAUCUCCUUGAAGAAAGUGAUAUGAGCAUGGAUUAUCUGAUUCUUUUUUGUAGAUUUAUUUCCUUACUAAAAUUUUUAGAAGUUUGUAAAUUUUGUUUCUGUUCACUAUAUUUGUUCCUUUUUACAUUUAUGUAUUCAAUCAUGGACUGCUGCCAGUAAUUGAAUCUGGUUGGUCAUCAUCAACUGAGUAUGUGAAGCUGGGUUUUGUUCAAUUCCUCGGCCGCCUUUUCAUAUUGUCUCGUAUUUAAGUUUAGGAUGCACUCUUAACAUAAAAUGUCUUUUAUGUCUCUGUCGAUGCUUAGUUUGAAUGGAAUCCUAAUUUUUGUAUGUAUUUGUAAUAAUAUUUGUUCCGUUUUCCUUUGUUAUCUCAAAAGGUUCGUUCUUUGAAUGAACCGUUUCUACACAGUUUAAUGUUUUUCGUGUCCUUGUUUCUUGAGUAAAUGUUCGUAUAUUUCAAUUUUAAACAUGUACUUGGAUAGAUAAACCCAUCACUGUUUGAAAUUUCAUUUUGUUAUAAUGCUUCAGGUGUAUAAACAAUUUACAAUAUGGAGGGUAUCGUAGUAAGAAGGGUUAUUCCCUCAGACAAUGGUUGCCUCUUCAAUGCGGUCGGGUAUGUUAUGGAUCAUGAUCAGAAAAAAGCUCCUGAAUUGAGACAGGUUAUAGCUGCAACGGUAGCAAGUGAUCCAACUAAGUAUUCUGAAGCAUUUCUUGGUAAAUCGAAUGGAGAGUAUUGUGCUUGGAUUCUUGACUCAGAGAAGUGGGGAGGUAUGUAAUGGAUCAUGACCAGAAAAGGCACCUGAAUUGAAACAGGUAUAUGAACAUUCAAGGCUUAACAACACAAACAUGUCCAAGCCCACACAUGAAACUAAGGGGUUUAACUCGGAGUUUCAAGGGUGGUACAACAUGAAACCUCUUCCACUUUCGGGGUCAUUGAAGGCAAAUCCUACGUCAUCGUUUAGCUCUGUGGACUCGGAGACAUUGUUGAAAAAUAUCGAUCAAGUCCGCGGGAGACUCGACUAUGAGACGGGCAUCGCUGAGUAUUGGAACCACAAGCUAAUGAAGGCAGAAACAGAGCUUGUGGACCUCAACGAUGAAGCCAACGAAGCGCCCUACCGUGCAAGUAAGCAAAAAACAAAAGCUGACACGUCCAGAGAAAGGAUCACAUUCCUAAAUUUUGAAUUGUUCCAAAAGCAUUGGGGCCAUAUUGAGUUGUACGAGUGUUCUCUGGAGGGAAAGGUCGAAAUGGAGAAGGAAUGCUACAAGGGCUUUGAGGAUUCUUGUCGACUAGCGAAGGGAAAGGAACCGCAUAAACCAUAAUGGAAUUAUAUGACAUUUUAUUGUCGUGCAAUGUAUUAGAUAAGUAUUUUAUGAUAAUAAACAUGCGUACUAUGUAUC